Rotaria sordida is the source of this 1437-nucleotide messenger RNA. NCBI's taxonomy places the organism in Eukaryota, Metazoa, Rotifera, Eurotatoria, Philodinida, Philodinidae. The record is from the annotation of a GenBank genome assembly.
AUGUUACGCAUAGUAUUAUUAAGUUUAAUAUUAUUGGUAUCAUUAUCAUCAACAACAUCAUCAAUUCUUCGAAGAUCACUUUCACGUCGACAAAGUGAUGUUCCACCAUGUAAUGCUAUUGAAGGUUUUGAAUGUAAAUGUUCAUUUUUUCGUGUAACAUGUACGACUACUCGUGAUUUUCCAUCACCAUUAAAUAUUUUACAAAAUGAAAAACAUAAAUAUCAAUCAGUUGAAUUAGUUGUAGCAGCUGCACGUGAUAUUCAAGUUAAUGAUCGUACAUUUGAAUCGAUUAAAGAAUUAUAUAAACCUGAUGGAGAUAAUUUUGAAUUUCGUAUUAAAUUUGAAAAAUUUACUGGACUUCGUUUAUCAACAGCUGGAGUAUUUAAUCGAGUAUUUCCAGAUAAUAUUCCACCACAUGCACGAAAACAAAUUGCAUUAGAAGUUUAUAAUCCAGAAGUAGCACCAAGUGAAAGUCCAUUUUUAUUUCAAAAUUUAAAUGUUGAUACAUUAGAACUUUAUGCAUUAUAUCCAUUUCAUGGUACAUUUCAACAAUUAUUUGAUGGUGCAAAUAUAAAAUAUUUACGUUUAAGUGGUGGUGAUAUUCGUUCGGAUUUAUCACAACCAUUUACAGGAACAAUUGGCCGUUUAGAAUUAGCUAAACAAGCAAGCUCAUUAUCAGCACAAAAUUUUCCUGCUUAUCCAGCACAUGAAUUAAUCAUAAAUGCUUUUUAUAUAACUGAAUUUAACAGUGAAAAUCCACCAAGUUAUUCAAAUUUAGGCGAAUUACGUGUUUAUAGUCCUGAUCGUAUACCAGCAAAUGCAUUUCAACAAUUUCCUAAUAUUCAUACAUUAUCAAUAUCAACUGAUAAAGAUAUUGAUCCAAAUGCAUUAAAUGGUUUAAAUAGUUUAGAAAAAUUAUCAAUUAAAGAACCAAAACCAUCAUUAGCACUUUUAAAUAGUGUACCUAGUGUUAAAGAAUUUGAAACAAAUAUUGAAAAAUUAGAUGAGGAUGGACAAUGUCAAUUAGUUGGUAAAUUAGCUAAUGGACAAACUGCAGUUCAAGCUAUACCAAAUGGUCGUGAUUGUACCUGUACAGCUGCUUAUUUAAGUACAGCUGCAGGUCGUACACCAUGUGAUGUACAAGGUUGUGAACGUUCAUCAUGCGCUGCAAUAAGAAAUAAUUAUGAUGCAUCAAUACGCGCCUUUAAAGCAACACCACCUAUUCGUCGUGCAGAUGGUACAGAUGCUUUACAUCCACGUGAACAACGAGUAUAUUCAGCACCAUAUCAAGUAUCAGCUGGUGAUCGAGAAAAAUAUCAUAGAGCUGCGCCACCACAACAUGCACAACCUACACAAACAGAUGAUGAUAGUCAAAGACCUGCUUCUGAACAAGUUCCAUGGCAACAUGGACAACGACCAGGUAUGUUAAAUGUUUAA